CGACUGAGCCGGCAGAGGCCGAGGGUCUUUUACGGGGGAAGAGACGGCGCCGAGAACGAGAGAAGACGAUGGAAACGACGACGGCGACGGCGACGGCGAAAAGAUUGAGUGGCGAAGCCAUGGAUUGCUUAUCGGAGAGGCUUUCAUUGCAGGAGGAUCUUUACUUUCCUCGCGCGCUUCAAUCCACUGCCACAAAUCCAUCCCAGCGCAAGGCCAUUCUACUCGACCUCCUUUCUCGCGAUGCCGCUGUGUUUUUAGAACGAUAUGGAUCACAGUUGACAUCCAAUGAGCUCCAUGAGUUUGAUACUCUUAAGGAUGAUUAUGAGAUAAAUUGGCAUUUAAAGCACCUUCGAAGUAUAAAGAGUCCGACAUCAGAUGAACUACACUCUAGGUCAGUUAUUGUGAAGAAUAGAAGACGAGCCUAUCUGAAUAAAUUGAUAUGUGAUGGCCAGUACUUCUCGGAGGAUGCAAUGAGGGAGAGAGAGCCAUUUUUGCAUCAUGAGUAUGUAGGGAAGUUUCAGGAUCCAAGUGGUCGAGGAAUGGCAAGACCAGGGGAGCGAUGGUCUGAGACGCUGAUGAGGAGAUCAGAGGAAGCAAUGUUGGUUGCAAAGAUCAGAGGAGAACAACGCAGGUUAGGUGUUGCUGAGAGGGACUUGAUAGGUAAUGAUGUAAACCAAGAAAAUGGAGAAGAAGAAGAAGAAGAAGAAGAAGAGGAGGAGGAGGAGGAGGAGGAGGAGGAAGAAGGGGAGGAGAGGAAAGGUAACGAGCCUGCUAAUGCUGCUCAUUCCAUGGAGAUAUCUGCAGCCAUGGAUACUCAGAAUGAAAAAUCAGCAACUGACAAUAGUGAUGCUGCCGAGGGCGGGUCUAAUCUUGGAGCAACUUUAUCUGAAGCAGAUAUGCAAGAUCAGAUGGACCAAUUCACAUACAUCAUGCAUCAGAAAUUUUUGUUGGGAGAAGACAAUGAACAUUUAGAUUACUCAAAAAUAGACAAUGACGAGACCUUGGAUGAUCACUGGCUGAGGGAAGCCAAUGAUGAUGCCGAGGAGAAAUACUUCGACGAAGAUUAAAGGGGAUGGAAGAUCGCAGAACUGGAAAAACGAAUCGAUGAAUGGGCGGGGAAACAAGUUGACGGUGAUCCAUAUCGAAACGAUGGAUGGAAUUAACGGACUCUGCUGAACGAUCCGGUGAUAAUUUUAUGCCAUACUCCACGAGAUCUCCUUCCAGGUAUUUAGUUUGGCAUUAACUUUGCAAGUCCUUUAGCUUUUAUUUCUCACAGAAGAAAAAAGUUUACUCAAAUGGAUAAGAGUGAAAAUUCUAAUCAAAUUGAUAUGGAGGAAAUCAGCUUCCUGGUAUUGGCAUCUGGCUCAACUGAAAUCUUGCAGUUCUACUCAUGUUUUUGCUGUAUGAUGAAUAUUUUUGUAUUUUAAAACUUGCUGCUAAAUAUUGUGAAUAUUGAGAUAAUUAUUGGACCUCAGCCAACUUUUAAGCUCAUCAUGAUGAUUGUU
Messenger RNA from Momordica charantia (bitter melon), 1505 nucleotides. RefSeq names its product coiled-coil protein. The record is from RefSeq and is a predicted model, not a curated record. NCBI's taxonomy places the organism in Eukaryota, Viridiplantae, Streptophyta, Magnoliopsida, Cucurbitales, Cucurbitaceae.